This is a messenger RNA of Vollenhovia emeryi, 922 nucleotides long. Its product is annotated as muscle-specific protein 20. The transcript has 4 exons. The record is from RefSeq and is a predicted model, not a curated record. NCBI's taxonomy places the organism in Eukaryota, Metazoa, Arthropoda, Insecta, Hymenoptera, Formicidae. The coding region runs from base 81 to 587 and encodes 168 amino acids. Gene Ontology annotation, biological process: actomyosin structure organization. Gene Ontology annotation, molecular function: actin binding.
AGUUUCCGCUCGACAUCAUCAAAGUUUCAAAGUCACGCGCAAUCCGGUAAAGUCGUCGAGGAAACCACGCAGCAAACAGGAUGCCGGGUCGUAAUAAGGAACAGGAAGCCGAGAUCCUCGCCUGGAUCGAGGCUGUGACAGGCGAGAAGCUCCCGCCAGGAAACUACGAGGAUGUUUUGCGGGACGGCGUAAUCCUUUGCAAUUUAAUUAACAAACUUGCGCCCGGAUCAGUCAAGAAGAUUCAAGCUAAGGGCACCAAUUUCCAACUUAUGGAGAACAUCCAGAGAUUCCAAGCGGCGAUCAAAAACUACGGUGUCCCGCAAGAAGAAAUUUUCCAGACUGCGGAUCUUUUCGAAAGACGUAACAUCCCUCAAGUCACCCUCUGUCUGUACGCCCUGGGUCGACUCACGCAGAAGCAUGACUGGACCGGGCCGAGUUUAGGGCCGAAGAUGGCGGACGAGAACAAGAGAACCUUCAGCGAAGAUCAGCUUCGUGCUAGCGAGGGUCACCUGGGCCUUCAGAUGGGAUACAAUAAGGGCGCCAGCCAGUCUGGUCACGGCGGUUUCGGAAAUACUCGACAUAUGUAAAUUGCUUUUUAUAGAAAAGAAUUAACACACGCCUGUAUCAUAUACGUCUACAACGACUGGUUAGACUAUCGAACACGAAGUAUGAUACAAUAAAAACGUUGAAGCAAGUCGCAUUUUUUAACCGCGCGUAUAUUAAAUGUGUGCGUGAGAGAGAAUAAAAAAAAUUACGCUUUCGAAGUGCCUCUCAAAUUCAUAAGUUUCAAAAUGUCACGAGAAACAUCUACUCAUUUCCAUUGUCGAUCACUAUUGUCAUAAGCGAGUCAAAUCAUUUAUACUGUGCUUCUCUAAGAGUAAUCUCUCCUUCCACUUUGUCAUACAUACACAUAUUUACAGUA